AUGAGCUUCCCAAAAUCCAAAACUGUUUAUGAUGAUAAAAAAUACAUCGAUACAGAAUUUGCAAACUAUCUCAGGGGUGUUACAAGUGUCCACUUUGAAACAGAGUAUGAUUUAAAACUUGAACGUGAAGCUCGUGCAAAUAUAGAAAGGUUAACCCAAGAAGAGCAGGGCUCUGAAGGACUUGCACAAGUAGAAGUAUCCCAAUCAUCAACUUCUUAUAAUAAUCCUCCGAAAAGCAUCCCAUCACCAGUUUCAAGCAUUCCUCAUGCUGAUGAGAGUGGAAUUGGGACUUUGGCAUCUCGAGGAUCUCGCCGUAAACGAACAUUCGGGGGCGAUAAUUCGAGGCCUGGCACAGCUCCAGGCCCUGUCAAGCCUCUCAUAAAGCAAACCUCUAUAGAGCCAAAACCUCAAAUCGCGUCCUCAGUUGGUUUCGAGCAGCGUCCAUUCACAUCAAAUAUCCAUGAAGAAGCCAAAAUCCCAAAAUUUUCUGAAGAAGAUUCCUCUGAAAAAAUGCAAAUUAAGCUAUUAGAAGCCCAGUUAACUAAUUUAUUAGCACAAAAAGAAAGACUUAUAUUAGAUCAAAGGAUAAGAUUUGAAAAUCAAUUUAAACAAGAAUGCAAAUUAUUAGAGACUGAGCAUCAAAAUAAUUUGCAGCAGCUUAAAGACUGAUUUGACGCUAAACAAAAAACGCUUGAAACUUCAAGAAGGCAGCAAGAAAAGCUUCUUUCUUUAUCACAAAUAAUAUCUAAAAAUACCCAAACAAUUACAGAUUUAGCACAACAAUUCACAAGGGAUAAAAAUUAUAGUGAAAAUAUAAAAGAACAAGAAUUCGUUGUAAAAGAAAAAAGUCUCGAUCAAAGACAAAAUAAAAUAAAUUUAAUAGCUGACCAAAUAGAGCAAGAAAAACAAAAAUUUUUAAAUAGGAAAAAAAAUGCUGAAGAAGCAGAAGAGCAAAGGAGAAAUAUGAUAUGGCAAGAGAAAGAGCACCUGAAAAGCGAGCUAGAAAAGCUGGAAAGGUUCCAAGAAGAAAUGAAAGAAUUCGAAAGAGAACAAAAGAAAAAUUUAUCACUAGAGCAGCAUAAAGUAUACUAUUUUAGUUAAAUUAUAAUAGAAUUUACUGUUGUUUAAAAAUAAAUAUACUUUAAAAAAUUAUUUAAAAAAUUCAUAUUAACAAAUCAUAAAUUUAGCAAGGGAAGAACAUGAGAGGGAAGAAAAAAUGAUGUGAGAAGAAGUCGAACUUCAAGAAAAAUCUUUAUAUGAAAAAGAGCUUGAAGUUGAAAAUGAAAAAAACCAAGCCAUUUCUGAAAUUCAGCAAGAAAAAAGCUCAAUCCAAGUUCAGCUGUCUUCGAUUGAUAAUUUUGUGAAAAAUAUUUCCAAUUUAAAUUUAGACUUGAAUUACAGGUCCAAAAUUUGUGAAGAAAAAGAAAAAGAUUUGGAUUUUGAAGUUAAUUAUAAUAGGAAACAAAAAGAGGAGCUGGAGAGAAAUAAGGAAGAAUUUAAUGUAGAAGCACAAAAAGUGCAUGAGCUUUCUAUUGAAAUAGGAAGGCAGACUGAAAAUAUUGUAUUUAUGAGAGAGGAAUUAAGCAACGUAAAGCUCGAAUUAAACCGAAAAAAGCAGGAAGCCUUAAAUUUCCUCUCGACCUCCAAAAUGGAAAAACUUAAAACCGAACAAAAAACAAAAGAGCUGUUAACCAGAAUGAGAAGCUUUGAAAAUAUCAGGUUUUCUAGCACCAGAACAAUAGAAAUCCCAAAGCUCGAACCGAUUGAUACUGGGGUUUUAUCAAGACCUGUAUCUCCAAGAAAAUCACGAGGCUCCCUAACAGAAAGAUCAACCUUCAGAGCUAGUGAAUAUUUAAAAGAUAUAGAAAAAUACGUUAAAGACCAACAUGAAUUCCACAGCUAUUUGCAUGAAGAAAACAAUGAUCUUCUAGCAGGCAAAAUAUUGUACGAAGGGAGCUUUACUGAAAGCUUAUCUGCAUCAAUACAAUUACCUAAAUUAAAAUUUUAA
Molecule: messenger RNA, 2008 nt
Organism: Blepharisma stoltei
Lineage: Eukaryota; Ciliophora; Heterotrichea; Heterotrichida; Blepharismidae
Source: the annotation of a GenBank genome assembly